AUGGCUUCGACCAGAAAGGAAGCGUUCUCCGUCAAUGACAUGCCAUCUCUUGCUGGCUUUAUCGCCAUCGUCACUGGAGGUAGUGAUGGUAUUGGCUAUGUGGCUAGUUACCAGCUAGCUAUACAUGGAGCACGAGUCUACAUCAUGUCUCGAUCCUUGCAAAAAGCGGUGAAAGCCAUUUCAAACAUGCAAAAAUCUACACCUGGUAAAGAGCUUGACUUGCACUUCUUGCAAGUAGACCUUCAGAGUCUGGGCAGUGUCAAUGAAGCAGCCCAGAGAUUCAAAGAAACGGAGUCGAGACUCGACAUCCUCGUCAAUAACGCUGGUAUCAUGGCUGUGCCAUACGCUUUGACCCCCGAUGGUUACGAGACGCAAUGGCAAACCAACUAUCUCUCCCCGUUUUUCUUGAUCAAGUCUCUUCUCCCAGUUCUAUGUUCCACUGCCGCUGGAACUACCUCUCAAGGUCGCGUUCGAAUUGUGAACGUAUCAAGUGAUGCAGCGUUCGUCGCUAUAACGCCCGACUGCGACCUUGAGAACCCAAAUCUCGAUCACCUAAAGGGUAAUCUUGCUAUAAAAGCCUACGCCGUUCACCCAGGUGUGAUUGAGACAAAUCUGCAAGCUGCCGACCCUACAAUACUCGGCAAGAUCGUCAAAUUCUCAGUCAAGUGGGGCUUGGUACCAGGCAAGUUGGGAAGGGAAGAUGGAGCAAGGACAACUCUCGCUUGUGCUACUGGUGAAGACAAGGGUAUCGUAGAAGGAAGUGGAGCUUUCUUUGGUCCCUUCGGACAAAGGGACAAGAGGGGCGAUGCACUGAUUCGAAAAUGGCAGCCAAAGAACAUAGAGGAAAAGCUGUGGAAGGCCAGUGAGAAAAUGUUGAGGGAAAAGGGAUUCGAAGUUUAG
Messenger RNA from Letharia lupina, 900 nucleotides. RefSeq lists its product as uncharacterized. The record is from RefSeq and is a predicted model, not a curated record. Lineage: Eukaryota; Fungi; Ascomycota; Lecanoromycetes; Lecanorales; Parmeliaceae. Bases 1 to 900 code for a protein of 299 amino acids. The transcript is spliced from 5 exons.